Molecule: messenger RNA, 1728 nt
Organism: Quercus robur (English oak)
Lineage: Eukaryota; Viridiplantae; Streptophyta; Magnoliopsida; Fagales; Fagaceae
Product: enhanced ethylene response protein 5
Exons: 12
Coding region: 303-1553 (416 amino acids)
Biological process (GO): poly(A)+ mRNA export from nucleus; transcription elongation by RNA polymerase II; post-transcriptional tethering of RNA polymerase II gene DNA at nuclear periphery
Cellular component (GO): transcription export complex 2
Molecular function (GO): double-stranded DNA binding; RNA binding
Source: RefSeq, a predicted model, not a curated record
GAAGAUGCAUAUAUCCAAAACACCUAAUACCGCCUCUCCCAACGACGGUUAACCGGAAAUUCUCAUUCCAGUGACUGUAAAAGAACAUAACUCAUAAGAGCACUCUAUAGUCUAUACUCUAGUCUCUGUAUAUAUAUCGUCACUCAAUCCAUUAUAAACCACACUCGGAAAACACAACACUGAAGUCAAAAUCCUUUCUUUCUUUGUAUUACUAUUGGGUCUCCAACUCAAAUCAAAUUUGAAAAAGCAAAAAAGAAACUAAAAGUCUAAAACAAAAACAAAAGCAAAAGCAAAAGCAAACAAUGGCGGCGUACCCGGGAAUGAGCAUGGGAGAGGCGCACAGAAGAAUAACGGAAUACCUAAACCGCUUCUCCGACGCCGUGUCGAACCAAGACGCCGCCUCUCUCCGCUUCCUCCUCUCUCUCUCCUCCAACUCCCCUUUCCUCCUCUCCCUCGCCGACGCCCUCAACACCUUCCAAGACUCCGGCCGACUCAUCAAGCACUCCGAUCACUACUCCCAGUUCUCCGAUAUCCUCUUCAACCUCUUCCGCUCUCUCCAAACCUAUCGCCUCGGUAACCUCUUCGAUUCCUACCAAGCCUUCGAAAAAUCUGCCAAUGCUUUUAUCCAGGAGUUUCGGAAUUGGGAAUCGGCGUGGGCUUUGGAAGCUCUCUAUACUCUUGCUUACGAAAUUAGGGUUCUUGCUGAAAGGGCUGACAGGGAAUUGGCUUCCAAUGGGAAAUCGCCGGAGAAGUUGAAGGCGGCCGGCUCGUUUCUCAUGAAAGUCUUUGGGGUUCUUGCUGGGAAAGGCCCGAAACGUGUUGGAGCAUUAUAUGUGACUUGCCAGUUAUUCAAAGUUUACUUUAAGCUUGGUACAGUUCAUCUUUGCCGCAGUGUGAUCAGAAGCAUUGAAACUGCUCGUAUAUUCGAUUUUGAGGAAUUUCCUAAAAGAGAUAAGGUCACCUACAUGUAUUACACAGGGCGUCUGGAAGUGUUCAAUGAAAAUUUCCCUGCUGCCGAUAAUAAAUUAUCAUAUGCCUUGACACAUUGCAAUCCUCGCAGGGAGGCAAAUAUAAGGAUGAUACUGAAAUAUCUGAUCCCUGUGAAGCUUUCCAUUGGCAUCUUACCUAAAGAUUGGCUCCUGGAGAAGUAUAACCUGGUUGAGUACAGGGAUGUUGUGCAAGCUCUAAGAAGGGGAGAUCUCCGACUUCUUCGCCAUGCUCUUCAAGAGCAUGAAGACCGCUUCUUAAGAUCAGGCGUAUUUCUUGUACUAGAGAAGCUAGAACUCCAAGUUUACCAAAGAUUGGUAAAGAAAAUUUACAUCAUUCAAAAGCAAAAGGACCCAACCAAAGCUCAUCAAGUGAAGUUGGAAGUAAUUGUUAAAGCAUUGAAAUGGCUUGAGAUGGACAUGGAUGUGGACGAGGUGGAGUGUAUAAUGUCCAUACUAAUAUACAAGAAUCUUGUGAAAGGGUACUUCGCGCACAAGAGCAAAGUGGUAGUUCUAAGCAAGCAAGAUCCAUUCCCUAAAUUAAAUGGAAAGCCUGUCAAUUCAUAGGAUCUCAAUGGCAAUAGAUGGUUCCAUUUGUUUAGCCAUAUGGCUUCUGUUGUAUUUGAUGUAGAAAAAUUGGUAAAUUUUGAUUGGGCAAGGAUCAGCAUUGCACAGCGCUGAUUAUUUUAAAGGGGUUUUUUUCACCCUCAUGAGUAAUAAAAAAAUACGAGUUCACUUACAA